Molecule: messenger RNA, 841 nt
Organism: Ricinus communis (castor bean)
Lineage: Eukaryota; Viridiplantae; Streptophyta; Magnoliopsida; Malpighiales; Euphorbiaceae
Exons: 1
Coding region: 130-489 (119 amino acids)
Source: RefSeq, a predicted model, not a curated record
CUCUUGGCAUCCAUCAUCCUCAUCAAAUCUCUCUCUGUAUCUCUCAUUGACAAGUACUGAAGCAGUUUACACAGUCAGUCUUGCAAGGAGUUCAAUCUCUGCAAUUAUCAUCAAAUUAUAUAUAAAACCAUGUUGAGAGCAUUGAGCACAAGAAGAAGCUAUCAUGGGUAUGAAAGGUUAUUGGCUGAUGAGUCUGCCAUUGGUCUUUUGGAGGGAAACUUGAAGAGGUCUAAAACCCUCCCAUCUGGGCUCCGAAGAUUUCAUGUCUCCAACAAAUUACCUUCAGAAUUGGCCUUCCCUAGUGACCCUAAAGUGAAGCCUGCAGCAGCAAGAAAGAGUAACAAGAGUCACCCACUUCUUAGUCUUUUUGAUUCUCGCCGGAAGAAGAAAACCACAGCAAGACCGGAGCUGACAAGGUACAUAGAGUAUGUGAAGGAGGGAGGGACGUGGGAUGCGAGCUCAAAUGUGCCAGUCAUUCACUACAAAUAAUCGAGCAGCUGUUACUUAUUUACUCACUCUUGAGGUUCACAGUUCAUUCUCUCCGUCAACAUUUGUAUUCUAAGACACCGAGUUUGAAUGCACAGAUUUUAGGGGAUAUGGUAAAAAAGGGGCCAAAUUAAACUUAUGCCAUAAGUUUAGGGGUAAAAUUGAAUUUAGUAUUUAUUUGUUUGAUGAAACAACAGGAUGUGAACAUGGUAUAUUUUGUCUUAUUUUUUAUAAUUUGCUCCGGAUAAUCCUUGGCUAUUCCGGUGCACUGCUGGCAAACUAUUGGAGGAGUAAUCUAUAUUCUGUAUUUUUUCCAUACUUAAAUAAUUAAAAGAAAGAUAUAAUUAUAUAUUUA